Neomonachus schauinslandi (Hawaiian monk seal) is the source of this 782-nucleotide messenger RNA. RefSeq names its product putative elongation factor 1-alpha-like 3. The record is from RefSeq and is a predicted model, not a curated record. The coding region runs from base 81 to 782 and encodes 233 amino acids. The transcript has a single exon. Gene Ontology annotation, biological process: translation; translational elongation. Gene Ontology annotation, molecular function: GTPase activity; translation elongation factor activity; GTP binding. NCBI's taxonomy places the organism in Eukaryota, Metazoa, Chordata, Mammalia, Carnivora, Phocidae.
AAAAUGUGGUGGGAUUGACAAAAGAACUAUCGAAAAAUUUGAGAAGGAGGCUCCUGAGAUGGGAAAGGGCUCCUUCAAGUAUGCCUGGGUCUUGGAUAAACAAAGCUGAACAUGAAUGUGGUAUCACCAUUGAUAUCUCCCUUUGGAAAUUUGAGACCAGCAAGUAUUAUGUGACCAUCAUUGAUGCCCCAGGACACAGAGACUUUAUCAAAAACAUGAUUACAGGCACAUCUCAGGCUGACUGUGCUGUCCUGAUUGUUGCUGCUGGUGUUGGUGACUUUGAAGCCAGUAUCUCCAAGAAUUGGCAGACCCGUGAGCAUGCCCUUCUGGCUUACACACUGGGUGUAAAACAACUAAUUGUUGGUGUUAACAAAACGGAUUCCACUGAGCCACUCUACAGCCAGAAGAGAUAUGAGGAAAUCGUUAAGGAAGUUAGCACCUACAUUAAGAAAAUUGGCUACAACCUUGACACGGUAGUAUUUGUGCUAAUUUCUGGUUGGAAUGGUGACAACAUGCUGGAGCCAAGUGCUAACAUGCCUUGGUUCAAGAGAUGGAAAGUCACCUGUAAAGAUGGGAAUGCCAGUGAAAACACACUGCUUGAAGCUCUGGAUUGCAAUCUGCCACCAACUCGUCCAACUGACAAGCCCUUUUGUCUGCUUCUCCAGGACAUCUACAAAAUUGGUGGUAUUGGUACUGUCCCUGUGGGCCGAGUGGAGACUGGUAUUCUUAAACCUGGCAUGGUGGUCACCUUUGCUCUCCAGUCAAUGUUACAACUGAAGUAA